Molecule: messenger RNA, 2494 nt
Organism: Cryptomeria japonica (Japanese cedar)
Lineage: Eukaryota; Viridiplantae; Streptophyta; Pinopsida; Cupressales; Cupressaceae
Product: probable protein S-acyltransferase 14
Exons: 9
Coding region: 1036-1983 (315 amino acids)
Biological process (GO): protein targeting to membrane; peptidyl-L-cysteine S-palmitoylation
Cellular component (GO): Golgi apparatus; endoplasmic reticulum
Molecular function (GO): protein-cysteine S-palmitoyltransferase activity
Source: RefSeq, a predicted model, not a curated record
ACAUUUUGCAAAUUGACCCAAUGGAAGAAAAAUAUUUCUUUAAUCCCCUCAGAAAUGCUACGCCGGCGAACUUGGAUUAGAAAUUCUCACAUCAGGUACUCCAUCUUUUCUUCUCUAAAAUAUAGAAUUUUGGAAGAAAAAUAUUUCUUUAAUCCCCUCAGAAAUGCUACGCCGGCGAACUUGGAUUAGAAAUUCUCACUUCAGGGGAAAUUUCAACCUCUGUUGAUUUUAAUUAUGUAAAAUCUAAGGGUUUGAUUGAGAUAUUUAUCGGGGAAGGUGUUAGUUGAAGAUUCCUUUUCGUGGAUCUCAAGCAAGGGAAAAUAUUUCCAGAGCUAAAAAUUACUCCAAACGGUUGAUUGUACGUGACGACUUAUUUAUUUCCUGAAUUCCGUAAUAUUUCCAUAAAAUUUCUUAAAUGCCGAGGAGGAUUGCAAAUAUUUUCCAGAGCAAUGACCACCGAGGCUGCGAUGUUUGAUUAGACUUAUUUUCCAGGAUCUUUGAAUACAUGAAGGUGUUAAAGAAGUAAGCUUGUUGCGCACAGAAACUCUGCGUUUGAAGAUUAUCUACCGAUCUAUAAAUUUUUUAUUUUGGAGACUGUGGCCUUGUUUUAUUGAAGGUUUCAUUGUUGCUUCAUCGGAAUCAUAGAAUCUCUGUAUAUGAAGCUCUAUAUUUUGCAGUCUAGAGAUUAUUCACAUCAAGGGCUUGGAUUAAUUUAGGGAUUCGUUUUUGCCCUUGCGAAAUAAAGAAGUGUUCUCUGCAAGUUAAGGGCUGUUAGUUUGAAGUUAUACUGAUAUAUGAAUUUAAAGUUGGAGAUUGCUACAUAAAGGAAUUGAAGGACCUGGCUUGAGCUAGCGAAGAAGUUCCGCUAUUGAAGCUAAUUAGUUUUCAGUUUGGAGAUUGCCUACAUCAAGGCAUUGACGGGUCCAGUUUUGAUUAGAGUUUUAUUUCUGUCCUUCGGAGUCAAAGAAUUGUCCUCCGUGGUACUUUCAGGGAUAUUUCUUUUGGUUUAUUUCAAUUGUAUAGUCCUCCAUUUAUAUGCAGAGGUUCCGAUUUCACAUGUCAUGGAACGUGUUCAGAUUCUGCACGGCCCUGAGAGGCCUUGGCUCUAUCAUGAUUCUUGUCGUCUUAGGGAUCGUUGGAUCAACAUAUUAUGCAGUUGUGAUAGCAAACUAUGGACCGGAUUUACUGAAAGGAGGAGUUAAAGCCUUACAAUCUUUUGUGGUGUUGGUUCUCUUCCAUUUAUUGUUGGGGAUGUUAUUGUGGAGUUACUUUGCGGUGGUUUUUACCGAUCCGGGGAGUGUGCCAUCAAGUUGGAAACCAGUAGUAGACGAAGAGAGUGGGGAGACUGUACCAUUGACCUGUUCACCUAGUAUACCUAGACAGACCUUUCAACAAAUAUCAGGCAUAAAUGCUUCUUCAAAUUCAAGGCUUCGGUACUGCAGGAAAUGCUGUCAGUUUAAGCCUCCACGCUGUCAUCAUUGCUGUGUUUGUGGGAGAUGCAUUUUGAAAAUGGAUCACCAUUGUGUUUGGGUGGUCAAUUGUGUUGGUGCACGAAAUUACAAGUUUUUUCUUCUGUUUUUGUUCUACACAUUUUUGGAGACUGUCUUGGUCACACUAGCAUUGUUACCUCGUUUCAUAGAUUUCUUUAGUGAAGAGGAAAUUCCUGGCUCCGCUGGAACACUUGCCACCACAUUCUUUGGAUUCGUGCUAAAUUUAGCAUUUUCAUUGAGUGUUCUCGGUUUUCUCAUUAUGCAUAUCUCCUUGGUUUCUCACAACACUACCACUAUUGAGGCUUAUGAAAAACAGGUCUCACCCAAAUGGAUAUACGACCUAGGUCGAAGAAAGAAUUUUGAAGAGGUGUUUGGUACUCAGAAAUUUUAUUGGUUAGUCCCUGCAUAUGCUGAAGAGGAUUUGAGAAAGAUGUCUGUUCUUCAGGGGCUUCAAUAUCCACCAGAGCCAGACAUGGAUGCGCAGGAGUUAUGAGCGGUGCUAAUACUGACUUCCUUUGGACAUUGGCCCACUAAAAAGAUCUGUGUCCAAUUCUUCCAUAGUCCAUGAAGAGUAUGCUGCUUACACAAUGUGAAGAGGUAUAUGCUGCAUUCUGGGCAUCUGGAAGAUGUAUGGGAGUGGAAAUAGUCCAGGAGUAGAUUAUACCACCCCUUCAUUCAAUUACCUCUGUUCUGCAGUUAUGAUGCCUCCUCUACUGGAGGUUAAGCUAGAAUGGUUGCAACUCAUGCAGGGCAGUCUUCUCAGCAAUUAUGUUAAAGCUUAAGGUUGCGGAAAAGCAUUUCGUCUUGAAAAUGUGCCAACUUUCUGCUUGAAUAGGAUGUAAUGUGAAUGAUAACCUGCUUCCGAAAUAUGACUUGUAACUUGACUUUGGUUUGUUGUGUAAGCAGCUGCAAUGACUUAUGGCUUUCUUACAGAAGUGGCUGCAGAUAAAUUCUUGAUGAUGUUCAGAGCAAUGGAUUAUGUGGAUAAUUCUUUUUUAUUUUCA